Cottoperca gobio is the source of this 7224-nucleotide messenger RNA. It is a transcript of the gene arhgap32b, whose product is annotated as Rho GTPase activating protein 32b. Gene Ontology annotation, biological process: small GTPase-mediated signal transduction. The record is from RefSeq and is a predicted model, not a curated record. Gene Ontology annotation, molecular function: protein binding; GTPase activator activity; phosphatidylinositol phosphate binding. Gene Ontology annotation, cellular component: actin cytoskeleton; fibrillar center; Golgi apparatus. The transcript is spliced from 27 exons. The coding region runs from base 854 to 6946 and encodes 2030 amino acids. NCBI's taxonomy places the organism in Eukaryota, Metazoa, Chordata, Actinopteri, Perciformes, Bovichtidae.
ACGUGGGGGCUAGUUUUUUCAAAGUGGAGGCUGGCUUGACUGUAGUUUGCUACCUCAUAAUUAUGCAUUAUCUUGGACCUUAUCUUCAUGAUCUCCAUAUUUUCCUUUCUCUUAGGACAGUCUGCUUGACAUGCUUCAUUUAACUUAUUUGACAUUUCUUCAAUUUUUUCUCCCUGCUUUCUUCCCGCUGCUUCUUUUAAACUCUUCUACCUCCAUCUUCUCCUCACUCCUCCGCCACGCUGGCUUUGGUUGGUUUGAACUUUUACCCUCCAACUGGAAUAUGAUAGCAAAUUGGCAAAUGGUCCUAUUUUACUCAGUUGCUCGAGCAUAAUGUUUCCGACAGCACGUAAAGGCAGCACAGAGAUAGCGCUGCUCCUCUGCUCCAGUCGGAAUCACUCCGAGGUGUGCUCUGCAUUCAGUUGCACACGGAGGAAAACCCCUCGACAAGUUUUAACCUGGAAUUAACGUUUUGUGACUCCAGCGAAAGGUGAAUUUAGUCGGACUUUUGUUAUGAAAGGGAUGUGUUUUUUAGGAGGACGAUAGUAGUCUUUAUUUUACCCCAGAAGAUAACAGCAACUGACUGAACGCUUCCAGUGAGCUUUGUUGUCCCGGGGGAGCCUUUUUGUUUAGGGGCAACCGUAACUGCUGUGAUGAGGAGAUAAUUCAGCAGCGGUGAAGCGCCAGACGGAGACAGUGAAAGCUAAAGCUCAUCUCACCGACCAACGGUGGUCAACGGCCACAGCCUCGACCACAAACAUACAGAUAUACAACCGCAGUGGGAAGUGGUGCUGUGGAUUUCCCUUUUUUCUGAAGGAGCCAUCCUCAAAGCUGCUCAUUGCAGUGAGUCAGUAUCAUGGAGGCAGGCAGCGGGGCUGCCGCAGCAGUGGGGAGUGCAGCACUAGGACUGCUGGGAGCCACAGCCACGUCCAGCCAUGACAUCUUGGACAGGAGCCUGAGACCCGGACGUCACCUGGAGGACGACGAUAUUGUGCCUGAACUGGCUAACAUCCAUCCCAGAGAGAGACCUGACUGGGAGGAGACCAUAAGUGCCAUGGCAAGGAGUGCAGAGAUCCCUGAGCUGAGGACGGAGUCCCUCAUGCGCUCAUGCAGCAGCAGCACGGCCAGCAUGAAGGUCAAGAAUGUCAAAAAACUUUGCUUCACCAAGGGCCACUUCCCAAAAUUGGCAGAGUGCGCUCACUUCCACUACGAAAAUGUGGACUUUGGCACAAUUCAGUUGUCCCUCGGGGAUGAGCAGUGUGAAGUGACGCGGAACGGCUAUGAGUCGAAGGAGCUGGUGUACUUGGUUCAUAUUUACUGCCAGGGUCGAAGUUGGAUUGUGAAGCGCAGCUAUGAAGAUUUCCGUGUCCUGGACAAGCACCUGCACCUCUGCAUCUAUGACCGACGCUUCUCACAGCUGCCUGAGCUGCCUCGAUUGGACAGUCUGACUGACCAGACAGAGUCGGUUUCCCAGAUGUUGUUGGCUUACCUCUCCCGGCUCUCAGCCAUUGCUGACAACAAGAUCAACUGUGGGCCCGCCCUCACAUGGAUGGAGGUUGACAAUAAGGGAAAUCAUCUCUUGGUUCAUGAAGAAUCGUCCAUCAACGUGCCAGCUAUCGCUGCUGCCCACGUCAUCAAGCGCUACAUCGCCCAGGCCUCGGACGAGCUGUCCUUCGAGGUUGGUGACAUUGUGUCAGUGAUUGACAUGCCCCCUAAAGAAGACACCACGUGGUGGAGGGGCAAGCACGGCUUUCAGGUUGGCUUCUUUCCCAGCGAGUGUGUGGAGCUCAUAAAUGAUAAAGUGCCGCAGUCCAUGACCAACACGGUGCCAAAACCAGCCUCCCCCUGCUCUGGCCUGCAGCCUGCUUCUUGGAGUCUCUUCCCUCCCUACUUGGAGAUGGAGAGUGUAAUACAGGACAGUGCAUGGGUGGCCGACCCGCUAAACCACUACAGCCUAAGUUCAGUGUCUAAGAAGCACGGGAAGCUGAUCACCUUCUUGCGCUCCUUCAUGAAGUCCAGGCCCACCAAGCAGAAGCUGAAGCAGAGAGGCAUCCUGCGGGAGAGGGUGUUCGGCUGCGACCUGGGAGAACACCUCCUCAACUCAGGACAUGAUGGUGAGACACAUGAAGUGCCCCAGGUCCUCAAGAGCUGCACCGAGUUCAUCGAGAAGCACGGUGUGGUGGACGGCAUGUACCGCCUCUCUGGAAUCGCCUCAAAUAUCCAGAAACUGCGGCAUGAGUUUGACUCUGAGCAGAUCCCCGACCUGACCAAAGAUGUUUACAUCCAGGACAUCCACUGUGUUGGCUCGCUGUGUAAGCUCUACUUCAGAGAGCUGCCCAACCCCCUGCUCACCUACCAGCUCUACGAGAAAUUCUCUGAUGCUGUAUCAGCAGCAACAGACGAAGAACGACUCAUCAAAAUCCAUGAUGUCAUACAGCAACUUCCUCCACCACAUUACAGGACCCUGGAGUUCCUCAUGAGACACCUUUCCCGCCUGGCAGCGUUCAGCUACAUCACCAACAUGCACAGUAAGAACCUGGCCAUCGUCUGGGCGCCCAACCUGCUGAGGUCUAAACAGAUUGAAUCUGCGUGCUUCAGCGGCACAGCAGCCUUCAUGGAAGUCCGAAUCCAGUCAGUGGUGGUGGAGUUCAUCCUCAACCAUGUGGAUGUUCUCUUCAGCUCUAAACUCAGCUCACUAAUACGAGAGGGAGCAGGUCACAACUCGUUGUCACGGCCCAAAUCCCUGCUGGUUUCAUCUCCCUCCACUAAACUUCUGACUCUGGAGGAGGCCCAGGCCAGGACCCAGGCUCAGAUCAACUCUCCAGUCACUGAAGACAGCAAGUACAUCGAGGUGGGCGAAGGUCCGGCUGCCCUGCAGGGAAAGUUCCACACUGUUAUCGAGUUUCCCACUGAAAGGAAGAGGCCUCCUAUUAAAUCCAAGAAGUCUCCUGUUGGCAGUUGGCGCUCUUUCUUCAACCUGGGCAAGUCUUCCUCCAUGUCCAAGCGCAAGCUGCACCGCAACCCCAGUGAGCCCAAUGAACUGAAGGCCAUGGCCCUCGCUGGAGGCAGAGGAGACACAGCAACAUUAAGAUCAGCCAAAAGUGAAGAGUCACUGAGUUCCCUGCACAAUGUUGAAGGAGAGUCCAAGGUGUACCGUCCGCGGCGGCCACGCUCCAGCAGUGAUGCCCUGUCAGCCUCCUUUAAUGGAGAGCUGCUCGACAGCCGGCAGCACUGCAACUCCUAUGACAACCUGGGCGCCACAGAGGAAAGCGACGGAGAUGAUGGGCCCAUCUGUGUGCCUGCCCUCAUAUCACCUCCCCGCUCAGCAGGGGAAGAUGUGGACCUCAGCCCACCCGACAUUGGCAUGGCCUCUUUGGACUUUGACCCCAUGUCGUUCCAGUGCAGUCUUCCCGACACCUCUUAUGCCUUCCCCCUAGAUGACCUACCUGCUGGGGCUGAAGGUUCCACGCUAAAGAGGAGCCGCGGCAGCGUCUGUGGUAAGACAAAUGGCUCUGACCUCAUCUCUGCCACCUUCCUGGGCAGCUUGAUGUCCCCCCUGUUGUCCACAGACUUCAGCCUGGCUGCUGGAGAGAAGGUGGAAAGCAAGAAACUGACAACUUCCUAUUCCUACACUGAUAAACCCACACAGGCUGUCUCACCUAUUAAAUUUGGAAAGACCACUAGUUUGACACCAUUUGUCACUUCCGAGCUUUUCUCUACAGAGGUGCCUGACAAGAAUACAGCUGUACAACCAUUAUCUCCUCCUUCGGUAGCCAAGGACUCUCCUCCCCUGAUGGGUAGUGUUCUGCUGAGGGCAGCCGAGCCGUCUCUCAGUGAAGCGUUUCAAAUAGAGCUGCACUCUAAGCUGGAAGCCUUUGACAGUGUGGACAGUCGAGAGCUGAAGGAAGAGGACGGCCCACAGCCGGCACCAGCUGCCAGCAGCCAUGAGCACCACGGAGUCGUAGCUCCGGACUCUUCAAAGGACCUCACCCCUCGUUCCCUCAGCUCUGCAGCUCCCACUACUGCCCCUCCUCCUCCCCCCCCUCCUAAAAAUGCUGCCCGCAUGUUGGCCCUGGCCCUUGCAGAGUCUGCCCAGCAGUUCUCCAUUCAGUCUCAGUCCCGGUCCUCUGAGCCCUCUACACCAGUGUCCCCUCUGCAGCCACAGGAAACCUAUAACUUCCAGGACACGCCACAUCCACUGCUUCAACAUUUCCAGACUUCCUCCUCCGAGGGAGCAGGGAGAGGAAGUUCCCUGCCACCAAACAGCUCAGACUCAGACUGUCAGACUGUCACCCUAGUCUCAUCUUCUCCCUCCACUUCCUGUCCUACAAUCAAACAGCAGCCUCUGGAGUUAACCAGCUUGAUUACCAAGCCAUCAGAAAGUACCACGUCCUCUACAACUCCACCUGCACCACAGCUUGAAACAGACUCAACACCACCUGACACUCCUUAUUACAGGUGCGCCCCUCUCCCCAGUUCAGCCAGCCUGACUUCUCCAAUCAGGAAAAGUCCAGAAAGGCAGCAGCCUAACCCAGGACAGAUACCAAGACCGAUCCCAGAACAAGUCCCAGAACAGAUCCCAGAACAAGUCCCAGAACAAGUCCCAAGAAAAAUCCCAGGAGAGAUCCUAUUCCGUAGAAACUCAUCUAGUACCACUUCAGCCACCUUCCCCGGUGGCAACUGCGAAGAUUCUGGAGUCUUACCACAGCUUGUUCCUGAGGUCAAACCAGAGGAGACUGCAUCACCCCCAAUUCUUCCAAAACCAUCAGAACAGCCACCUCCAAAGACUCAAAAGCCCAAGAAGAAGGCUGUCUCACUGCCUCUGCAUCAAACACAAGCUCAGCAGCAGAGCCAAGCUCAGAUACAGCCUCCUCUUCUAUCACAGCCUCACACGCAAUUUCAGACACAGGUUCAAACCCAACCUCAGCUCCCCUCGAAGGCCAGUGCAAGAGUGGCCCCCACUACUGCUGAGCCUGUUGAGAAGCCUUGGGAGGCCAUAAAGCCAGUACAGCCCUGUACAGAGUUUGCAAAGUUUCACGACGUGUACGGAGCAACACCUCCAGCCCCUCCUGUCCGCACCAUAGAGAGCAAACUGGCCACAGCAGCACUUAGCCAAAGUGAAGCCUCCUACCAUAUCCUGGGGGAAGGCCCUGUGCCUGGCCAUCUGGAAGAAGGUCAGCCUCACCAUCCUCCUUCUCCUCGUAAAUCUUCCACGCAUCAGCCAGCCUACCUGUACCACGCUAAAGGAGAACCAGUCUUAAUUGAGACUACAGGAGCUGCAUACUACCACCAGAGGCCUGUUCCGCUGGGCCCACAGUCCAAACAACACAACUUCCGGCCAGACAGCAUCCCCCCACACCUCUCCUACGUGUCCAAAUCGGAGCCUCAGAUACCUUACAGUGCCCGAUUAGACAACAGAUACAGCACUUUAGGCCCCAGGUCCUACCACCACUCCAUGAAGUCCAGAGGAAACCCCAGCAGUGUGUACGUGUCUCCGGGGCCAGGGCAUCAGGUGUAUAGCCAUGAUAGACCGCAAGGCUAUCCCACCAUUCGCAGAGUGCACUCACUCCAUGUUCCUUCCACCAUCCGCUCAGUGCCUAUCCAAAGGACUGAAGUUCCUCCAGAUGACGAUAUUUUCUUCUACCAUCGGCCCGUGUAUCCGUGCAAAGCCUACCAGCAGCCCCAGCAGCAGUCUUCACAAGCAGACUACCACGUAACCCAGCUGCAGCCUUACUUUGAGAAUGGACGGGUUCAGUAUCGCUACAGUCCGUACUCUGGUUCAAGCCCUUUGGAGGCGCCUCACUAUGACAUUGACCCUUACGCCACCAUCAGAGUCCGGCACUUCCACUCCCAUGGCAGCCGAGAUCCGGGAGCCGUUGCUGGCAGACCUGGUGGAAAGACGACUGGAUACCACUACCUUGCUCGCCAUGUUCUCCCACCUGGGAAGGAGCACAGCUUUGUGAGCAGGGACAUGCCCCCCAGUCAUGGGACCAAGGAAGCUGCUGCUUACCUCACUUGGGACCCCGAGGAGUCAGAAAGGCUCCGCAUGCACUCCAUCCGCAGGGAGAGCAGGGCUAGACAGAAAAUUAAAGGCCCUGUCCUCUCUCAGUAUGACAAUGUUGGCUUGUUUGCACCAGCAGAUAUAUCAGGCUAUGAAACCCUGCACCUGCGCAGUAAAUCUGACCCAGGUAAAGCUGUGCCGGUUGCAGCUGAGAGCAAAGACGGGCGCUACCUCCCCAGAUACAUGGUGUCAGACCCUGACGUCCUCAUGUACAUGGAGACUGACGAGCAUGUCCAGGGCAGCGCAGUGGGCGUAAAGUCAGAUGGACUGGCCAAGCAAAGCAGUUCCAAGAAAUGUCAAUCCUCUCACUCCCUUCCAACGACUCUGAGCCACAGUCUGUCCCAUCAGCAGGAGAGCAGCCGGCAUGAGGCCAUGUACGAGACUGGAGACGACCAGCUGGGUGGAGAAUGCAGCAGGUCUAAACUCUGGCAGCAGGAGUAUCCCAACAUGAGGAACUUCCAACCACGUUACGAAUGUCCUGAUUCUGACCACCACCUGAGUAAAGUGAAAACAUCAACCGGCUACCACAGUACAGAUGACCAGCCAUCAGCCCCAAGGGAACCACUCGCCCGCUCCAAACUGGAGCGAUCACACAGCGUCCGAGAGCAGCAGCACUGCAGCCAGGGCAACCCCGAACUGGACAGGGAAUACUCAUAUCAGAAACACGGCACUAAAAUAGUGCAUUCCCACUACGAUAACUUGGAUGAUUACCACCCAGUACCUCAGCCUCAGGCCCCUGUUCAAAAACGUGGAGGCUCCAGCUCCUAUCCCACUCCAGGAUUCACAGUGAGCAGCAACAGAGCGUAUUCCACAGCACUGGGCCAGGGAGCCUUUAUACAGACUGACCUGGCCAUGCAGAGGCCAGAGACAGAGAUACGUACAGAAUGAAGCAUUUAGUGGGGGAAACGUGUGAAAUUAUCUUUAGCUGUGUAGAAGAAAGACUCUAUUGAGCUACGGUUGCAGCCUCUGCAGGACAGUGGACUGUCGUAUCGCCAAUAUUUUUGCUCCUCUGUAUUUUUAAUGAAUUGUAAAGAAAAUUGUGAGGCUUUUUACAAAAAGUCAUGAAUGUACCGGAAAUUAUUGUCCCAAGAGGUCAUAUUAUUAUGAUUGAUUGAGACAUAAAUGUAUAUGAUAUGAAAGAUGUGAGGUACUUUUAACAGGAACAC